CAAUAAUUACAGUAUCCGACUCAGGAUAUCAUUUUAGACCACAGAAUUAUCCACUGAGAAUAUUAUCAGACUGCGACAUUAUGUGGACUAGUAGAAUCAACUAUUUACAAAUUUUACUGGGGGUUUUACUCUUAACUUUUGGAAACAUUGAAGUUGAUGCAACUUCCAUUGAUGAACCUUCCGAGUCACCGCCUCCUAAAUCCUUCAAUGAACUAGAUCUCAACUACUAUAAACCAAUCAUGUACUCACGUUGGCUCACCUCCGCAGACAUGUACAUCAAACUAAUGACCACGACAUUCAGCUCUCGAACGGUUAGGAAAAUUGUUAGUCCGACUGAUUUGGAUAGAAAUUUCAAACUACGCGCUGAUUUGAGUUAUUUGGUUGUUGUUAAAGCUAUUUUGUUUAACUAUUUCACUCAGAAUCCAACUCAUAAAACAGUAUUUGAAACUGCGAUAAAGAAAUGGAGAGAUCAGUGUUUCAUCUCUCCGAAAGAGUACGAGGCUCUGAGUCCGUCUCAAAUUCGGGCGAAAACAGCUAAUAUUGAAUCACAUUCAAGAUUCAACGCCUUUGAUGAAGUGAUUGAAAUUGAACGUCGGGGAAUGACCAAUUAUAAAUUGCUGAGGUCUGCUAUUACAAUUGAAGCCGCCAGAUAUAUUAUGAUUGCGUCCCAACCUUCUGAUAGGCGAAAUAUUUUAGUGAAAUUUUCCAAGUAUCUUGACAAUGGUGGGAUAGCAAAAGUUGUAAAAAAAUCGAAGUUGACCAAUGAUGAGAAAAAUGAGUUGAGUAAAUUUUUGGUUAUUUGUAGUGCUCUUAGGGAUGAGUUGUAGAGGUAAUAGGUAACAGGUUAUAGUAAUAGGUAAUAGCAUAGAGAAACAA
Molecule: messenger RNA, 876 nt
Organism: Nilaparvata lugens (brown planthopper)
Lineage: Eukaryota; Metazoa; Arthropoda; Insecta; Hemiptera; Delphacidae
Exons: 2
Coding region: 81-827 (248 amino acids)
Source: RefSeq, a predicted model, not a curated record